Chelonia mydas (Green sea turtle) is the source of this 1802-nucleotide messenger RNA. RefSeq names its product peptidylprolyl isomerase E (gene PPIE). The record is from RefSeq and is a predicted model, not a curated record. The coding region runs from base 497 to 1429 and encodes 310 amino acids. Lineage: Eukaryota; Metazoa; Chordata; Testudines; Cheloniidae. The transcript has 10 exons. Gene Ontology annotation, molecular function: RNA binding; peptidyl-prolyl cis-trans isomerase activity. Gene Ontology annotation, cellular component: intracellular membrane-bounded organelle. Gene Ontology annotation, biological process: protein peptidyl-prolyl isomerization; protein folding.
GGAGACUCAGUAAAAUGGGUCACCCUCAGCUGAAGGGAAAACGAAAUGGCACUUUAACGUAGGCCCCUUCCUUUCCCUGCACCUCCCACUAGUCAAAGUCAACAGUGGGAAGUGUGCACCUCUCAUGCAUGAACUGAAUGGGAUGAAUGCCCGCUUAGGUCAUAAUGUUUUAACUCUGAUGCCUAAACCCCUGUAGGCCUGGUCUUCAGGGGGGUUCCUGAGAGCAGCUGCUCUUACUUGUGAAAAAUCAGACCUCUUAUUAUGGUGCCUAACUCCAGGCACCUGAGUUCAAGCACUCUGGCUGUAUGCCAUGUGUGUUUCCUGCCCCGGGAGGUCCUGUUCGCAGGUUGGGAUGCGUACCCAAACAACUUGGCAGCUCAGAUGUUACUCACUCCUUUGUCCAACUUUUUAAUAUCUGCUUCCUCUCCCCCUCAACCAAGCUGCAGGGCUCAUGUAUUCUUGCCCUCCCCUGACCUCCAAAUGACUUGCUAAAUUAAUGUUGUCCCUGGUGCUUAGCUGCGUCUGCACUGAUCCAUGGCACCUGUCUGCAGCAGGUGGACUUGCGGAAGAGGUGGAUGAGAGAGUUCUUCAUGCUGCCUUUAUUCCCUUUGGAGAUAUCACUGAUAUUCAGAUACCUCUGGACUAUGAAACUGAAAAGCACCGGGGAUUUGCUUUCAUCGAAUUUGAGUUGGCAGAGGACGCUGCAGCCGCUAUUGACAAUAUGAACGAAUCUGAGCUUUUUGGCAGGACGAUUCGUGUCAACUUGGCCAAGCCAAUGCGGAUUAAGGAAGGUUCUUCCAGACCCGUCUGGUCGGAUGAUGACUGGUUGAAGAAGUUUUCGGGAAAGACGCUUGAGGAGAAUGCAGAGGAAGAGGGAGCAGAGCCUUCCAAAUCAGAGACGCAGGAGGGUGAGCCUCCUGCUAAGAAGUCCAGGGCCAAUCCUCAGGUGUACAUGGACAUCAAGAUUGGAAACAAGCCUGCUGGUCGAAUCCAGAUUCUCCUGCGCUCGGACAUUGUGCCCAUGACAGCAGAGAAUUUCCGCUGCUUAUGCACCCACGAAAAGAACUUUGGCUUCAAGGGAAGCAGUUUCCAUCGCAUCAUCCCCCAGUUCAUGUGUCAGGCUGGAGAUUUCACCAACCACAAUGGCACCGGAGGCAAAUCGAUCUAUGGGAAGAAGUUUGACGACGAAAACUUUAUUCUGAAGCACACGGGACCAGGGUUGUUAUCGAUGGCAAACUCUGGCCCAAACACCAACGGCUCCCAAUUCUUCAUUACUUGUGAUAAAACGGACUGGCUGGAUGGCAAGCAUGUGGUCUUUGGAGAGGUGACGGAAGGGAUUGAGGUGGUGCGGCAGAUCGAGGCUCAAGGCAGCAAAGAUGGGAAACCCAAGGAGAAAGUGAUCAUUUCAGACUGCGGGGAGUAUGUGUGAGCCCGUCUGGAUGGGGUGACCAGAUGAGCAGUGAAGGCUGGAAGUUGUUCCGGAUGGGGAAAACAGAACUGGAGACUGCCAGGGAGAAAAGUCACCUUGUUACUCCACAAGUCCCACUUGCUGCAUAGUUUCUUUAGAAACUACCAUACAGGCUGGGGCUGAACAGUCUGGUCAGUAGACAGGACUAGGGCCAUCAUCGGGUGCUUUUUCACCCGGUGGGUCACAGGAAGCAUCCUUUAAAAAACUGUGCAAAUAGUUUGACCAAUCUGGAGUGGAUCCUGUGUCCCUCCUCUGCGAGGCAUCGCCAGUCCUGCCGGUGCCUUCCAUAGAGAAUUUUUUCUUGUUUAAAAUAAACCAGAGCUUUUAUAAAAUA